Messenger RNA from Varanus komodoensis (Komodo dragon), 1063 nucleotides. It is a transcript of the gene REEP5, whose product is annotated as receptor accessory protein 5. Lineage: Eukaryota; Metazoa; Chordata; Lepidosauria; Squamata; Varanidae. The record is from RefSeq and is a predicted model, not a curated record. Bases 190 to 759 code for a protein of 189 amino acids. The transcript has 5 exons.
GAUGCGGUUUCUUACGCCCCUUUUAGUCGCUCGCUCCCUCCGCCUCCACCAAAACAGGCCAGAGGUUCGGUGUCUAGAGGUAGGAAACCGAAGCGUCCGACCGUUUUCCUGCUUGGGCCGUUCUACAUUUGAAGCAAUAACUGCUUGGGCUCAAGGAGAGGCGGGAGCCCCGAGUAAACGGAUCUCGCCAUGGCCGCGUCCAUGAAGCAGAGGUUCGACCAUUUCUUGCAUGAGAAGAACUGCCUGACCAACGUGCUGGGGAAAAUCGAGAGUAAGACGGGCGUGAACAGGUCCUUGAUCGCCAUCGCCAUUAUUGCUGUGCUGGCCAUCUAUCUAGUGAUUGGCUAUGGAGCAUCCCUGCUUUGCAACCUGAUCGGAUUUGCUUAUCCUGCAUAUGUCUCCAUAAAGGCCAUUGAAAGCCCUAACAAAGAUGAUGACACACAGUGGCUGAUCUACUGGGUGGUGUAUGGCAUCUUCAGCAUAGCAGAAUUUUUCUCUGACAUCUUUCUCUCCUGGUUCCCUUUCUACUAUAUGAUAAAGUGUGGCUUUCUGUUAUGGUGCAUGGCUCCAAGUCCCUCAAAUGGAGCUGAGCUGCUUUACUUCCGAAUUAUCCGUCCUCUUUUUCUGAAGCAUGAAGCUCAGCUGGAUAGCGUAAUGAAGGACCUGAAAGAUAAGGCUGCAGAGACAGCAGACACCAUUACUAAGGAAGCUAAAAAAGCAACAAUAAAUUUGCUGGGUGAGGAGAAGAAGAGCACCUAAAAGAGUUAACUGGAAGAUAAGUUACCUUACACAGCUUGAUGUUACUGUGGACUGUGAUUUGAAUAAUGUCACCUUGUAAACAUGUUUUUGAUUUUAUUAAAGGAAUGUGUUGUAAGAGUGCUUGCUUUUUGGCAGUAAAGCUGGAAGUAAGCAUUUUUAUUUGAAACCAGUGCAGAGGAUGGCAUCUAAAGCUUAUCCAGAUUAGUUUAUGAAUCUCCUGAACAAAGAAUGGAUUUUCAGUAAUGCCUUGACUUGCAGUUAAUGUAAACUUCAAAUAAAAUAUGCCCCAGGCUCUGUCCAUGUA